Prunus armeniaca (apricot) is the source of this 1446-nucleotide messenger RNA. The record is from the annotation of a GenBank genome assembly. Lineage: Eukaryota; Viridiplantae; Streptophyta; Magnoliopsida; Rosales; Rosaceae.
AUGUCCUUGUGUUUAAAAGUUUUAAGGGGGGAAAAGAUGAGUAGCCGAUCGAGUCGCACUAUCUACGUCGGCAAUCUGCCUGGGGAUAUUCGUAUGAGAGAAAUUGAGGAUUUGUUCAUGAAGUACGGGCCCAUCGUCGACAUUGAUCUCAAAGUCCCGCCGAGACCACCGGGUUAUGCUUUUAUUGAGUUUGAAGAUGCUCGAGAUGCUGAUGAUGCAAUUUAUGGCCGGGAUGGGUACAACUUUGAUGGGUAUCGUUUACGGGUUGAACUAGCGCAUGGUGGACGAGGACACUCAUCAUCAAUGGAUCGAUACAGCAGUUACAGUCAUAGUAGCAGUAGCCGUGGAGCUUCCCGGCGCUCUGACUAUCGUGUACUGGUAACUGGAUUGCCUCCUUCUGCUUCAUGGCAGGAUCUGAAGGACCACAUGCGUCGAGCUGGAGAUGUCUGUUUCUCCCAAGUGUUCCGUGAUCGGGGUGGCAUGACGGGAAUCAUAGACUACACAAACUAUGACGAUAUGAGAUAUGCUAUCCGGAAACUUGAUGACUCUGAAUUCAAAAAUGCUUUUUCUCGGGCUUACAUACGGGUGAAGGAAUAUGAUUCUAGACGUAGCUAUUCCAGAAGCCCUAGUUAUGACAUGAGACGGAGCUACUCUAGAAGCCCCAGUCGUAGUCCAUAUAUGUCGAGAAGUCAAAGCCGCAGUCGCAGCUAUAGCUAUGGUGGCCGAAUCAGAAGCAUAUCACCGGAGGCAAAAUAUUUGCACCGCUCUCCAUCAGCAUCUUAUCCAAGGUCUGUCUCACGUUCCCGUGCAAGAUCUCGGACAAGAUCUAGGUCUCCAGUUUCUUCUGUAAGCUCGUCCCAGGACUCUGAGCAGAUCCAAGUCAAGAUCCAGAAGCUUAUCCCGGUCAUUUUCACCUUCUGCAAGGUGAGAUCUAAACGAAGCCACGCCGUUGACCCCAGAGAUAGUGCUAUUAAGAGGAAUGGCUCUAGACAUAUUGGUGCUGGAGGUGGUGUUAGAAGUUCCUCUGGAGAUUGGAUCGGUGGUUUUGCUGUGAACUUGGGGAAGGGGCAAAUUCUUGAGGCAGAAAUAUGGGGAUUAUUUUUUGGGUUGAAGCUUGCUGUGGACAAAGAGAUUAAUAACCUUGUUGAAAUGGAUUCAGCACUUGCUGUCCAAUUGAUCCAGAAGCAGGGCCUUACUGAUGUUCAUCCUCUUGCAGCCUUAGUUGCUAGUUGCUGGGAGUUGAUGCAUAAGAUCAACUGCUGCAGUGUUUAUCAUGUUUACAGAGAGAAAAACAGUGUUGCUGAUUGUUUGGCGCCCUGGAGCUAUAACUUAGACUUGCGUCUUUAUAUCUUUGUUGAUGCUCCAGCUUGGGUUGAGCCUAGUUUGAUUGAUGAUUUGCUAGGAAUUACUAGAUCUAGGCUAGUUCCUACUGAUUUGCUGGUGUAG